This is a messenger RNA of Trifolium pratense (red clover), 1638 nucleotides long. RefSeq names its product GDSL esterase/lipase At5g14450-like. Bases 82 to 1299 code for a protein of 405 amino acids. The record is from RefSeq and is a predicted model, not a curated record. Gene Ontology annotation, molecular function: hydrolase activity, acting on ester bonds. The transcript is spliced from 5 exons. Lineage: Eukaryota; Viridiplantae; Streptophyta; Magnoliopsida; Fabales; Fabaceae.
GAGAGAUUAGUCUUUUCAAUUGUGUAUGGUACAUGUUCAGCGUAGGCGGAAAAAAAAAAAAAAACAACUUUUGCCUAUAAAAUGGAUCUCUAUCUAUAUAACUUUUGUGACAUAAUGUUAUUAGCAAGAAAGAUAGUAACCGACACUGCUCAGAAAAUGUGGUUAAGUGUACCAUUUGUUGUGUUCUUCUUUCUAUCUUGUGUGAAGUGUGUUGAACUCAAAGACUCAUCACCCUCUUGUUCUUUUCCUGCAAUCUACAAUUUUGGUGACUCUAACUCAGAUACUGGUGGCAUAUCAGCUGCAUUUCAGCCAAUUCCUGCACCAUAUGGUGUCGGAUUCUUCCAUAAGCCUUUUGGAAGAGACAGUGAUGGUCGUGUCAUUCUUGAUUUCAUAGCGGAGAAACUAAAGUUGCCAUAUUUAAGUGCUUAUCUGAAUUCACUUGGAACCAAUUAUAGACAUGGAGCAAAUUUUGCAACUGGUGGAUCCACCAUUAGGAAGCAGAAUGAGACAAUAUUUCAAUAUGGAAUAAGUCCAUUCUCUCUUGAUAUUCAAAUUGUGCAGUUCAACCAGUUCAAAGCAAGAACCAAGAUACUUUACCAAGAAGCCAACAAUUCAUAUGAGAGAAGCAAGCUUCCUGUGCCUGAGGAAUUCUCGAAGGCACUCUAUACAUUUGAUAUCGGUCAAAAUGAUCUCUCUGUUGGGUUUAGAAAGAUGAACUUUGACCAAAUUCGUGAAUCGAUGCCGGAUAUAGUUAACCAGUUAGCCUCUGCAGUCAAAAAUAUAUAUGAUCAAGGAGGAAGGUCAUUUUGGAUACACAACACAGGGCCCGUUGGAUGCAUGCCAGUGAACCUAUUUUACAAGCACGAUGUACCAGCUGGCUAUCUUGACCAGGCUGGAUGUGUCAAGGAUCAAAAUGUGAUAGCUGUAGAAUUCAACAAGCAGCUUAAGGACAGAGUUGUCAAGCUGAGAACAGAAGUUCCAGAAGCUGCAAUUACUUAUGUCGAUGUUUAUGCUGCAAAAUAUGGACUAAUCAGCAAUACCAAGAGUGAAGGAUUUGUGGAUCCAAUGAAGAUCUGUUGUGGAUAUCAUGUGAAUGAUACACAUAUAUGGUGUGGGAAUUUAGGAACUGCAAAUGGGAAAGAUGUGUAUGGUACUGCAUGUGAAAAACCAUCGACGUAUGUGAGCUGGGAUGGUGUUCAUUAUGCCGAAGCUGCUAAUCAUUGGGUUGCUGAUCGUAUACUCAACGGCACUUUCACUGAUCCGCCAACACCAAUUUCCCAAGCAUGUUAUAGACAUUAAAAGCAUAAGUUGGAUUAAAACCGUUUCACCUUGGAGUCCAGUGCAAGUGGUCGUCAAUCGAUGCACUUAGUGUGAGUGUUUUGAUUUCUACUGAUAAAAAUAAUAAAUAUUAGAGCCAUUUCUGUUUGCAAAUUCCUAAGGAGAAUAAGUAACAGUGAUGCAUAUGAGAAUUAUUACUGUAGUAAAUGAAAACCAUGUACUUGGAACUUCCUUGAAUGUUCUCAUACAAAACAUUCAUUGGAAAUUCUCCUUCUAUUUGAUGUGUUCAAAUGUAUGGUUGAGGCAAACAAUUUGAAAAUUGAUCUUGCCUUGAAAUUGAAUAUUUGAAAGCAUUAUCCA